Messenger RNA from Cephus cinctus (wheat stem sawfly), 363 nucleotides. Its product is annotated as nuclear protein 1. Bases 147 to 356 code for a protein of 69 amino acids. Gene Ontology annotation, cellular component: nucleus. Lineage: Eukaryota; Metazoa; Arthropoda; Insecta; Hymenoptera; Cephidae. The transcript has a single exon. The record is from RefSeq and is a predicted model, not a curated record. Gene Ontology annotation, biological process: regulation of transcription by RNA polymerase II; negative regulation of cell cycle; negative regulation of cell population proliferation.
UAAAAAAGGAGCGGCAACGGGACGAACAACGCAGUAUCGAGGAAACCGUGAAAGCGAGUGGAUAAGCGUUACCUAGAGAGAGUAUCUCUGCAGUGUAUCUGCGAUAUAAUUUUUUUCGAGUAAUUUGUUAAAUCACCGAGUGAACUAUGUCGGAGCAGAAUUACGACGAAUACGAGCACUUCAAUUACGAUUACGACAAGCACAUCUUUACUGGACACGGCGGUAAACAGCGUAGUAAACGUGAAGCUGUUUUUCAUACGAAUCACUUCGAUCCCAGCGGCCAUUCCAGAAAGAUCGUGACCAAGCUCAUGAAUUCUGAGCACAACAAGAGACAAGUUCCCAAGGACAAACCUUAGAGCGCAG